Messenger RNA from Polyodon spathula (Mississippi paddlefish), 1533 nucleotides. It is a transcript of the gene rpusd4, whose product is annotated as RNA pseudouridine synthase D4. The record is from RefSeq and is a predicted model, not a curated record. Gene Ontology annotation, biological process: pseudouridine synthesis. Lineage: Eukaryota; Metazoa; Chordata; Actinopteri; Acipenseriformes; Polyodontidae. The coding region runs from base 39 to 1373 and encodes 444 amino acids. The transcript has 7 exons. Gene Ontology annotation, molecular function: pseudouridine synthase activity; RNA binding.
UGCGUCAUUUUGGGUUUGAAGGGUGAGAGGUUACCGAAAUGGCAGCGCACAUAAGGACGCGAGCAUGGGUGUCACUCUCUCCAAAUUAUGAACGCGCAACCAGCGUUUUAAGAAAGACUUUCUGUCAUCUGAGCCGAACCGGGACGGACUGGGUCCCUCGGGCUCAAUCGACAAUGCUAACCCGCGGUUCGGUUGCAAACACCCGGUGCUUGUGUAAGUCGACCGGAGCAGCUGCGCAGCUUGCCCGACGCAUUCUGCACCAGGGAGCCGCCGCCGCCGCCGCCGCCGGGAGAGAGACCCCGAAUUCGGGUCGGGACGGCCUGAGGGGUGCAGAGACCGGUCGCGGUUCCGGAGCGAAGACGGGCAAGGGUGUUAAAAAAAUAAAGGCGGUGGACCUGGCUCUAAAAGUGCGGAAGGAGAAGAGAGAAGCGGAUGUUGGAAAAGUCAAACUGGCGAAGUCUGACUCCCCAGUACUGAGGAGAGUUCAGGAGUUGAGACAGUUUACCUUGCAGCUCCAAAAGGUCCACCCCAACGUUUUAGCCAAAGCACUAAAGAGAGGGAUUCUGUACGAGGACCAGGAACUGAUAGCAAUCAAUAAACCCUAUGGGGUCCCAGUGCAUGGGGGCCCUGGAGUGAAGAAUAAUAUUGGGGAGGUGCUUUCCAUUCUCGCCAAGAUGACAGGCGGGAUGGGGGCGGAGCCACUGCAUCUCUGUCACCGAUUGGACAAGGAGACCACAGGCGCCAUGCUGUUGGCGAAGAGUGAGGAGUCAGCGGACCACAUCCAUCACCUCUUCAAAACUCACCAGGUUGUGAAAAAAUACUGGGUGCUGUGUGUCGGGGUACCAGUUCCCUCUGAAGGUGUUAUUGAUAUCCCCAUCAUUGAGAGGGAGGUCAGCAGCCCCCAGCCACAUUUUAAGAUGAGCCUGGCUCCAGUGUUCAGGCUCUCUGAAGGAGGGGAAUCGGUGACCCGGGUUCGACCCAGCAGGAAGUCUCAUCAGGCAGUGACUCACUACUGCACGCUGGCCAGCACUGGGACCAGUGCCUUAGUGGAGCUGCAGCCAGUCACAGGAGUGAAGCACCAGAUUCGAGUUCACAUGUCGCUGGGUUUGGGCUGUCAGAUUCUGGGCGACCACAAGUACGCACACAACAGCAAACUGGCACCGCAGAAGCUGUCCGAAGGUUUUCUGCGCAGGCUGGGGCUGGAGCAGAGCAAAGCCCGCCAUCUCCCACUGCACCUCCACGCUCGUCAGCUGAUCUUCCCUGGGGGGCGCGGGGGUCACCAAGAGAUCAUCGUCUCCAGCCCGCUCCCCAAAUUCUUCCUCACCUCCUUGAAGAGGCUGAAGAUCGCGCUGCCAGGCAAGGAGGAACCAUAGAGGACGUCUCGCUCGAUUUGCUCACUGCCCCCCCCCCCCCCCCCCCCCGGAGGUGUGGAGGUCACUUUGUACUCAAACGCAGGACUGGAAAUCAGACUCCUAUUGCACAGCAGUGUGAUCCAGUCCAGGUUUUGCUACCAGCUUGAUCAGCCCCCAGUGU